AUGAGUGUCGUGGGUGCCGGCAUCCUGGAGCCAGUGUGGAAGGUCUCCCAGAUCUCAAUCAGUACCUGCGAUGGAGAUGAGGAGGUCGAAGGGUCGAUGGGACGUGCGAUUACGCGCUCUUCCGACUGCAGCGAGGACUCCUCAAACAGACAUCGGCGGCUCUGGGCUCGGGCUCUGGACUCUCGUUGGAAGCUGUCUCGCACAGAGCUCAAGGUGAAGAAAGCGCUUUGCAGGACUCCGAAAAGCAUUCUGUACCACGCCUCCUGGCAAGGUGUCGAUGUGGUGGUCAAGUGCGCUGGCGCGCAUGACGAUGGCAUGGGCAGACAGUUCUGGAUCAAGGAAAGGGCGGUCUCAGAGGAGCUCUUGCACGAGAUCGACCUUCUCUCGUCGCUGCGACAUCCUGAUCUUGUCAUGUUCCUUGGGGCCUGCAUCGAGCCGCACAUGCCAAUCAUGUGCGUGACGGAGUUCUUGCCCGGUGGAGACCUGGAGCGCUACUUCAUGGCCCAAAGGAAGAAGCAUGAAUCGGCGAUCUGGCGCCCUGCGCUCCCCCGGGUGAUUCAGUGGAGUUCCGCCAUAGGCAGGGCACUGACCUUCCUACACGACCUUGACGUUGUUCACCGAGAUCUGAAGCCACUGAAUCUGCUGCUGACCAAGCAUUUGGAGAUCAAGGUGUCUGAUUUCGGCCUCAGUCGGUUGAUGGCUCGGGAGUGCGACAAGUACUCGAUGACUGGCGGCAUUGGCAGCUAUCGCUACAUGGCGCCUGAGGUUGUGAGAUGCCAGGCUUAUAACCAGAAGGUGGACAUUUAUGCGUACGGCCUCAUCAUGUACUUCAUGAGCUCCGGAAAGGCACCUUUCCACCAGCUGGGCCCCGACCCAGAGCUUAUCUUGCUUCAUUACCAGCUAGGAAAGGAGCCACGGCCGGUUCUGCUCGACUGCCCUGCCAAGCUGCGCCCCAUCAUGGCGGCUGCUUGGCACGUCACGCCUGCCGAGCGGUCGUCUGCUCAGGAUGUUCUGGACAGCUUGGACCCUUUGUCAUAG
Symbiodinium sp. CCMP2592 is the source of this 1038-nucleotide messenger RNA. The record is from the annotation of a GenBank genome assembly. NCBI's taxonomy places the organism in Eukaryota, Dinophyceae, Suessiales, Symbiodiniaceae.